Messenger RNA from Alternaria alternata, 2690 nucleotides. RefSeq lists its product as hypothetical. The transcript is spliced from 2 exons. The record is from RefSeq and is a predicted model, not a curated record. NCBI's taxonomy places the organism in Eukaryota, Fungi, Ascomycota, Dothideomycetes, Pleosporales, Pleosporaceae. Bases 253 to 2388 code for a protein of 711 amino acids.
UUUGGUGUUUAAAGUAUGCCUCCCAAACCCCGGUGCGACGACUGAAGAUCAGGUCCUCCCGUGCCGCUACCCGGUACGGCCCCCAGCAUCAAUACCAAAUUUGUAUCGAUACGGGAGCCAAGGCUUGGCACUCACGACAAACGUUGCUGUGCCACAGGCAUUUCUGUAGUCUAAUAAACCUGUCGCAUUACCUGUACAGCCCAGAAUGUAAGAAUCGUCGGAUUCUUCAUUAUCGAACCUACCUCAGCAAACAUGGAAGAAAGAGAACUGCACGAAAUGCAAAGAGUGAGGCAAGAGACAGCCCACGUGAACAGGGUCGCUCCAAAGGUCCCAGAAGCCACUCAUGAGCCGACGUUUUUGUCAAGAGCGUCCUCCAGGACUGUUCGCGAACCAGUGGUCAGACAUCUACACACAUCGCUGUGGCCGCUGGUAGUCUUCAUAUUCUACGCCGCGCUCUCCGCUUUCACAUGGGCCGUUUUUUGUAUUGCGAGCAAGCGGCCGAUUGGAAGCAAGCAGGAUUAUGGGAACCAAGAUGGCUACAGAAAGGAGCUGGAUGCUAUCUUGACUAAACAUGAGAACGCCAUCAGGGCAGCGCAGAUCAUACAGGUAGUCGUCGCACUAAUCACUGUUCCCAUCACAUCGGCAAUUUGUUCAAUGGCUCUGGCUUCUUUCAUCCAAACGGGCGGCGCAAGAACGAAAUUGAACCUUCGCCAGACCAUGGCGCUCGCAGACCAAGGCUGGAUCAGUCCACGCAUAUGGACCAUGUAUUCCAAAGUAGGAAGUCUACCAUUAUACAUUGCCUUUGGGUUGACGUUGGUCGGUGUGAUCUUCCAGAUCCUUCAAGGAAUCUUUGUUCGGAUCACCCCCGCACAGAUGGCGUCUGAGGAAACCAGAUAUAAUAACCACUAUGUCCCUGAUCUGCCUGCUUUAAUCAGCAGUGGUGGUAGAUACCCCACGCCUAGGGUCAUUCAACUCCGUAGCAUCCUGGAAUCGAUUACGGAGAACCAUUAUGAACCCUUCCUCUGGGUCAAGCCGGAGGGUGAUGGCAUGUGUCGAAAUCCAACUCAGUGCCGUUAUCCCGAUUAUCGGAGAGAUUUCCAGAUAAUCGCCGAUUCCGAUUACCCAGACCUUUGGUUCACACCCUUACCCUCGGACUACAACACCGGUGUCUACAAGGAGCUUCAGUAUGUGCCGCGCAUCAACACAACGGUUACAUAUACGAACAUGACUGCUGCCGAAUGGCCAAGCGAGUGUGUUCGUGACAAAGAAGGUGUAUUCUUUGCAGAGUAUCACUCACAUCGUCCUAGGGCCUACGAUAUCGAUCUAACGGCUUGCAUGCCUACAAAUAUUAGCGACACACCCUGGCAAGCUACACACAAUCGGCAGGAUAUCACAGAAGAGCUCUAUCUUAACGUAACAGCACGAUACGAAGAAAGCCCCCUCUACUACAAAAUAACUGCCAAAACAUCAUUAGGUUACUUCGAGCUUCCGUCUGCCAAGAAUGGGAAUCGCGCCGGGCCCUUGCUCGACAAUUGUUCCCUGCCACGCAUCGACGACUGGGGCUCGAGAGACAGUAGUUGGGACAAAGGUCUGGCAGUUCGGGAUACCAACGGCAGCUAUGCUGGAAACGUCACACAGAGCAUAGGAAACCAUAUCGGUCCUCUGACUACGCUUGGACUAGCCCUCUUUGGUGAAGGCUCUUACAUCGAGAAACGCGUUUCGAACCCAUCCGCUUUCGUAAUCAAUCGAACCAAGGUGUACGAUGCCGAAUACGAUGCAUGGUAUACGCCCUGGAGCUCAAAUUGCGACUCAUCUAUGCCUCUUUCCUUUGCUUUUACAAGCACGAGGGAAUGUGAUCAAGACUUUGACCACAAGGAUGAAGACUACAUUAUCGGAGAAGUGAAUAGUUUUGUAAACUGGUUUUCGCAAGAGACCACUGCAAGAGAAGCGUUCACUGUGGGCGCUUACCUCGCUAACAAGGACUGGCUGGAUCAAGCCAGAGGGUACACUCUGUCUUACGAUGCAAGGCGGGCAGUGGUUGCCGACCAAGGCGUCACAAUCAGCAAGACCAAGAUAACGAUUGUGGAAAUCAUCAUUGGCUCCAUCUUUCUCGGUCUUCAUCUCCUCGGGCUACUAGUGCUCGCCAUCUAUGCAGUUUACGGAAAGCCGUUUGUGCCAUGGCUGGGUGGGGAGGUAAUGAUCAAGGCCGGCACGGUUCAUGCGGAUAUCUUGAGCGCUGCUGAGGGACAUCGACAAUGGAAGCAGACCAUGGCUGCUUGCCCGGGAUUCGUUGGGGAUGAAAGACCAACGGAUAGUGUAGGCAGAAUCGCAUUCGGAGCCGUUGCAGGCUUGAGUCGAUUACGCGACCGGAAGUUUGAGACUCUGUAGACCCUGUAUAUAGUGGUUAUCAAUCUUUGUUAUCUUUGCUGAUGUGGAAAUUUGCCUAUGUUGAUGUAAUGAUGAGCAGCAUAGAACUGUUGCCUAAGUUAUAGUGAAUAUAUCCAUCUUCUCACGGGGCAGCUAGUGAGCAUAAACCUCCGGGGUAGAAUGUCGCAGUGGAUCUUGGACCCUUGGUUGAUGUUUUGAUGGACCCUGGAGUGAUUAUCUAGCAUCUGAUAUGCUCGCUUAUCUCUAUAAAGCUCCACUGAGGCACAGUAUCGUGAUACUCUUGGUACGUACCGCGGACUUCU